AUGGGAUUUGUCAAAUCAUUUUAUUUUCAUAUUGAUCCUAGUGCAUUUAGUCCUUAUUAAAAGAAAAGAUGUAUGAUUUAAAUUUUAUAUUUCUUGAUGAAAUAGAAGAAAGUGAAGAAUAUUGAAUUUCAUUAUAUUGAUUUAUAUCAUGAAGUAACAUUAUAAUAUUUAGCUAAUUGUUUUUAAUUGAUUAAAGUAGAAUCAAUCAAUCUUUUAUAUUUUAAUGAUAAUAACUUAGCAUAAAUAAAUCGUAUUUUUCAGGGUAUAAACAAUUUGAAAAUUGAAAAAUAAACUUCCUCAAAUCUUAAUACUAAAUGGGAAGCUGACAAAAUUGAUCCGAAUGCAUCAGAUGAGAAAAUAAAUGAGAUCUAAUUUAUUGAAAAUCCUAAAAUAAAUACUGGAUGGUAAGCAGUACAAAAGAAUUAAUUUAUUAAAGACGAUUACAUUUAACUUUCUGCAGAGUAUUAAGCACUGAUUCCAAACGAUCUAAGAAGAUCAUUAAACCUCAAUAGAGGAAUUAGUGGUCUGAUUGUUAAUUAAUUAUCAAGAAUUGAGGAUAAUUAACAAAAUUUAUUAGUAUAAAUAGAAACAAAUGAAUAAAUAAUUAUUGAUGCAAAAAAUUAAAUUGACAGUAUAACGAAAAGAGAUCUAUACGCAUAAUCANGA
Molecule: messenger RNA, 666 nt
Organism: Paramecium pentaurelia
Lineage: Eukaryota; Ciliophora; Oligohymenophorea; Peniculida; Parameciidae
Source: the annotation of a GenBank genome assembly